GUGUAAAGAACAGACUGUGUUAGAGGCAAAUUGAGUGACAUAGUUUGAAGUAUCUCAUGAAUAUUUAUAUCAACGCUGCUCCCCCGUUGCCGAUAUGUACUCAAUCACUCGACCGUUCGUACUCGAAACCCACACUCAUAUAUUCAAUCAACUUCAUUCGACAUGGCUGCUGUAACCUCUGGUUCUUGCCUCUGCGGCAAUUCUGCCUACUCUUAUACCGACGAGCCGGUCAUGAGGGCUCUCUGUUAUUGUACCCCUUGCCGCAAAAUUUCCGGUGCAACCAAUACCCUCAACUUCGUCAUUCCCGAGGACAAGUUCACUCUCACAAAGGGACAACCCAAGUCUUACGCAGCAGAGCAUGAGUAUGGAAUGACGCUCACUGUUUUCUUCUGCCCUGACUGUGGAUGCACUUUGUGGAAGGAGGCUACGGCAGCGCAGUUCAAAGGUGUGAAGCUGAUACAGGCGGGAACAUUGACAGAUGCGAAGAAAUUGGAUGGAAAGGUGGAUGCAGAGUUCUAUGUUCCGGAGAGGGCCUCGUGGCUGGUUCCGAUCGAAGCGGCUGCUCAGAGCAAAGACUUUUAG
Ilyonectria robusta is the source of this 582-nucleotide messenger RNA. Its product is annotated as Mss4-like protein. The coding region runs from base 163 to 582 and encodes 139 amino acids. NCBI's taxonomy places the organism in Eukaryota, Fungi, Ascomycota, Sordariomycetes, Hypocreales, Nectriaceae. The record is from RefSeq and is a predicted model, not a curated record. The transcript is spliced from 2 exons. Gene Ontology annotation, molecular function: carbon-sulfur lyase activity.